ACCGAGUUACAGUUCAUAUAAGGAUAUCAGUCAAUUGAAAUAAAUUCAUUAGGCCCUAAUCUAUGGAUUUCACAUGACUGGGCAGAGGCCCACUUGCGAGCCAGGCCUAGCCAAUCAGAAUGAGUUUUUCCCCAUAAAAAGGGCUUUAUUAUGGACAGAAAUACUCCUCAGUUUCAUCGGCUGGCUGGUCUCAGACGAUCCCGCAGGUGAAGAAGCCGGAUGUGUAUGUCCUGGGCUGGCGUGGUUACACGUGGUCUGCAAUUGUCUAAAAACCUGUUUUUGCUUUGUCACCAUGGGGUAUUGUGUGUAGAUUGAUGAGGGAUUUGUUUUUUUAAACCAAUUUAAGAAUAAGGCUGUAACCUAGCCUAAUGUGGAAAAAGUCAAAGGUUCUGAAUACUUUCUGAAGGCACUGUAUUUAGUAGGCCUAUACUAAAUACAUGCUGAUUGCUACAAUCCUGGAAAAAAAGUAGUUUGUAAUUUUAAGCAGAAUAUUGAUCUCGUGUUUUUUGUGCACCUAUGCAGAAAUAAAAUGUUAUUGACAUAUCAAACGUCAACCCUCCAUAUGCACACCCACACAUUGCUCUGUGUCAGGAGGAUGUCAGAGCCUUUGGCGUCACAGGUUCUAGAGACAUAAAAACCAGUCCUCAUUCAGUGAGCCUCUGUCUUGUUUCUAUCUACCCUUUGGACACAUCUGCGUAAAUGGAAUAGUCGCCUUGAGCAACAGAGCAGAGGAGUGAGACGUAUUCUCUUUCAAUAAGCCUACAGAGCCAUACAGACAUAUACUGUAGCUCGAGAACAGCUGAUCAUGGGGAAUUGCCCCGUCAAAGUUCGAUCCAGUAUGCCAUCCCUUGAGAAUCCAACUGAACCUGCAAUGUCAGACAAUAACAGGCCCAUGGUGGUGUCCCUUUAUGACUUCCCCUCCCAAGAUCCCUCGGAAUCCAGCAUCCGCAUGGGCGAGAGGCUCACUGUGUUAUCAGAUGAUGGGGAUUUUUGGAUGGUGCAAUCCACAACAACAGGCAAUGAGAGUUACAUCCCCAGCCACUACACUGCCAAAGUAAUAAACAGGUGGCAGUAUAAUGGCAUCAGCAGGUUAAAUGCAGAGGAGCUGCUGCUGAUGCCACACAAUUACACAGGGGCUUUCCUGAUUCGACAGAGUCAGACAAACACAAACACCUAUUCGCUCUCGGUCCUUGGGAGGACCGACUCCUCGUACAUGGGCACAGUGAAACACUACCGCAUCCGUCGCCUCCAAAACGGCUGGUUCUACAUUUCCCCCAGCCUCACCUUCUACACCCUGGGCCAAUUGGUGGAACACUACUCUGAGUCAGCAGAUGGGUUGUGCUGUUUACUGAGGGAGCCUUGCAUCAUCCAAGGCUCAAACAAUACUACUAUGACUAGACCGUACCCCAAAGCUAUCAGGAGGCCCACCCUCAACUGGAAGGACGUAGACAGCUCAUUGAUCUUCAGUAAGGGCAGAGUGGAUUCAGAGGACUCUCUGGUGAGCAAGGGGCUGAGGGAGGCCAUGAGCUCAUACCUCUACAUGACAGAGGCCAGCUGCCAGGACUGUGGCAAACACUGGGAUACCUGAUGAGAGGGAAGACUGAGAGUAAAAUAAUAAUACAUAAUACUGUCUGGUCUGCCGCUGCCCCGUCCCAAUGGUACUAGGCCAGAAAGGGUGACCUAAACAAAAGCAUAGAGGAAGUUAAAAAGAAGUAAGCCUACCAUUUACAACCACAAUGAAAACUACAAGCACAAUUCAUGUCUUGAUAGUAAAAUGUGGGUUUGGGUUCAGGUAGCCACAAGGAGCCGUGUUUCUUGGCACUUCUAAUGCUACUGGUUCUUGUUCUCAAGAGCACAUUUCACAAGGUGAAACCUAUGAUUUAUAUAUAUAUAUAUAUAUAUAUAUAUAUACACUGGAUCAAAUCAAAUCAAAUGUAUUUAUAUAGCCCUUUGUACAUCAGCUGAUAUCUCAAAGUGCUGUACAGAAACCCAGCCUAAAACCCCAAACAGCAAGCAAUGCAGGUGUAGAAGCACGGUGGUUAGGAAAAACUCCCUAGAAAGGCCAAAACCUAGGAAGAAACCUAGAGAGGAACCAGGCUAUGUGGGGUGGCCAGUCAUCUUCUGGCUGUGCCAGGUAGAGAUUAUAACAGAACAUGGACAAGAUGUUCAAAUGUUCAUAAAUGACCAGCAUGGUCAAAUAAUAAUAAGGCAGAACAGUUGAAACUGGAGCAGCAGCACGGCCAGGUGGACUGGGGACAGCAAGGAGUCAUCAUGUCAGGUAGUCCUGGGGCAUGGUCCUAGGGCUCAGGUCCUCCGAGAGAGAGAGAGAGAGAAGGAGAGAAUUAGAGAACGCACACUUAGAUUCACACAGGACACCGAAUUGGACAGGAGAAGUACUCCAGAUAUAACAAACUGACCCCAGCCCCCCGACACAUAAACUACUGCAGCAUAAAUACUGAAGGCUGAGACAGGAGACACUGUGGCCCCAUCCGAGGACACCCCCGGACAGGGCCAAACAUGAUGACUGACAGGGGGUGCAUCUCCAUCUUGUCACUCCCCCACCCUUGCAAAAAAAUAUUUUGGAAGUUAUAGAAAUGCAUGUAUUAAUGUCUACAUUCAUUUUUGCCAUAUUUAUUCCAUUACGGACACCUUAAUGCAUACUAUUAAAUUGUAUGAUGUGAGCUAAACAUUAACAUUUCAAUACAAAUAUAUAUAAAAACAUACUUUCUUAAAGUAUAACUUGUUGAACGUACUAAUGUUACUGUCCCCACUACAACAACAAAUAUUUAAAUAUGUGUAAUUGUGUCUUUGAAAUAUUUAAUUGAAAUAUUGUAGAAUUCCAUUCAUUCCUAUGGAGCAGGGUUUCUUAAACUCGUUUUUUUCUCUCUCUGUCACUACACAGCUGAUUAAAAACCCAAAGCUUGAUGAUGAGUUGGUUAUUUGAAUCAGCUGUCCAGUGCUAGGGCAAAAAAAUUAAGAAGGAAGAUCACUGAAAUACAAUAAUGUUGUAUCUGGACUAAAGGGAGAACCCAUUUGUAGUUUCAUAUGUAAUCUGUUUGUAUGAAUGAAUUGCCAUGUCUGAGUAAAUAAAGGACGUCACG
Molecule: messenger RNA, 3101 nt
Organism: Oncorhynchus masou masou (cherry salmon)
Lineage: Eukaryota; Metazoa; Chordata; Actinopteri; Salmoniformes; Salmonidae
Product: src-like-adapter 2
Exons: 8
Coding region: 806-1588 (260 amino acids)
Biological process (GO): regulation of MAPK cascade; signal transduction
Cellular component (GO): cytoplasm; nucleoplasm; plasma membrane
Molecular function (GO): epidermal growth factor receptor binding; phosphotyrosine residue binding
Source: RefSeq, a predicted model, not a curated record